Striga asiatica is the source of this 1696-nucleotide messenger RNA. The record is from the annotation of a GenBank genome assembly. Lineage: Eukaryota; Viridiplantae; Streptophyta; Magnoliopsida; Lamiales; Orobanchaceae.
AUGAAGUUUCGCCGAUUUAAGAAGUUUUCGCUGCUUAAGAUUCAUGGAAGAGUUGCUGAUGAAGCUAUUAGGCUUGACAAUGGAGAUAACAAGUAUGUUGAGAGACUUUUUCAUGUGAAUAUAUCCUCACAGGAUCGGCAGCAUAAGCUGUGUGAUGUUCAUGGGGAAUACAUGAUCUUUGGAACCACCGAAAAGCUUUUCAAUGAAUAUGAGAGCGGCUGCCUCUGUAGGAUGGUACACAUCCCAAAAAAGGUAGCAUUUCUGUUCGAACAAACCAAAGCAAGUGGUGUGCAAGGACUCUGGUCUCUGAAUGAAGUCGAGGAAAAUGCCGUACGCGUCAAAGUAUAAAUAGCAAAAUUCAUUGACCUCCAAGUGCAGUAGGGCCAGCAUUUGUGUGAGUUUCUCAUUGUACUUCUUUGCCCAGUAAUUUACUUGUUCAUUGCAUUCGUUGCUUACAUCCUCAAAUCUAAACCUUGGUGCGCAUCCUAUUGGGGCUAUACCGAAAACUAAAAAUUUGCGCCCUCCAAUAUCAUAUAUACCCUGAAUUUGGAGCAUGUUUUAGAGCCAUAAAUAAUCAUAAAAUUUGCAAACAAAAAUAAAUAGUUGCUUUCAAAAGUAUAGUUUCGACUUAAAAAGCUGUACGAUUUGUGUUAAAAGUAUGACUGUCGAAUGUGAAAUUCAUCUGACAUCUCAUACACACUAGAGUUACUAAUAGAUAAUGAUUUAUGGAAAUUGAGGAUUGAAAAAUGAAUGUGAAAUAAUUGGAAAUUAUCUAACUAAGACACUCUUUUUUUUGUUUUUUUGCUUUAUUCACCUUGAGUUGUUGUUUGAGGGUGGAAACCAUUAGAGUCACAUAUUGCUGGGGAGUGUAAUCCUCCGAUGAAGCAUACAAUCCCAAUUUGAAAUGGUUAAUUAUGUCAUUGCUGCCGAUUACAAGGAGAAAGAGUGGUUUGGCCAAGUGCUUCUGCACUGCAGCACGCGACCGCAAUUCAUUCUCUAGCCUUUGGCACACGGUAGAGAAAUGUUCCACUUGAUGAGCCAUUGGGAUUGUAUGCUUCUACAGUAGUAUACACCAUACUUAAUAUUAGCUAUGAUAUAUUUAGUAACGGUAACUCAGCCAAAACCAAUGUUCUACAAUCUAAGUCAUAACUUAUUUAGUAAUUAUCAUGUUUGUUUGGGUUGGACUAAGCUAUAAAGCCCAUAGGGCAUAGGCAGCAGGUUUUCUUUUGAGAUUCAACCCUAGUCGUACCCUAUUUAAUUAUUAAUUUGUUUUGUUGGCUUGGGCUCAGCUGUAAAGUCAUUUUUUUUUUUUUAAAUGAAUAGUCAUCCUUAUAAGAACCAUAUAUGUUAUAUGGUUCUUCCCAAAGUAUAUAACUUAAAAAAUUCAAUGAGUAAUUAGAACCAUAUAUGUUUGCUAUCCUGUGAGGAAAAUAAAAUAUGAAUUUUGCUCGUUUGUAUGUUGACUUACAAUGAGGCCUUCGUCCGUGGUGUUGAACACUCCAGCUCCCCCUGAAGCAAAGCUUGCACCUUUGAGAAACACAUUGUCUGUCUGGGAAAGGUAUGGAAGGGGUGUUGGUAAUCCCAAUUUUCCGGCUGUAAAUCAUACCAUGCAUAUUAAAGAAAGAUAAUUAAUAUAAAUGCAAAUAGUAAUGCACGAGUUAGUAGUAGGACUAGAAAAAAAAUAAAAAAAAAAAAA